Messenger RNA from Brassica napus (rape), 620 nucleotides. RefSeq names its product cell division topological specificity factor homolog, chloroplastic-like. The record is from RefSeq and is a predicted model, not a curated record. Gene Ontology annotation, biological process: cell division; regulation of division septum assembly; chloroplast fission. The annotation marks the transcript as partial. Lineage: Eukaryota; Viridiplantae; Streptophyta; Magnoliopsida; Brassicales; Brassicaceae. The transcript has a single exon.
UUUCAGGGGCUUCUUCGUAAGCAAUGGCCUAAUUUAGAAACCUAUAAAUGUCCUCAUGGAGUAUCCAUCAGCGGCGAAAACAGACUCGGUCAAGCCAAGGUUUCGGCAAGGAACACCACCACUACCGGAGACUACGAGCUAUCACCAGGAAGUAGAGAGAGCUUCCUCUUGAACACCAUCAACAUGAGUUCCUUCGACCGGUUAAAUAUAGCGUGGAAGAUCAUAUUCCCAUCUCACGCGUCGAGAAGAAGCUCCAACGCGAGAAUCGCGAAGCAGCGGCUCAAGAUGAUUCUGUUCUCGGACAGUUGUGCGGUCAGCGACGAAGCUAAAAGGAAGAUUGUGGACAACAUUGUUCACGCGCUGUCGGAUUUUGUGGAGAUAGAGUCGGAGGAGAAGGUUCAGAUUAAUGUAGCUACUGAUGGUGACCUUGGGACUAUUUACUCGGUCACGGUGCCUGUUAGGAGGGUGAAAGCAGAGUACCAAGACGUGGAUGAGGCUGGAUCCAUAACCAAUGUGGAGCACAAAGAUACGCUUGAUGGUUCUGUGGAUGUCAGGUUCGACUUUUUAUGUUCCAGAGUAAUAAGGUGUAUUUAAAAACUUCAAAAAACUCUUCUUCAUUA